Molecule: messenger RNA, 3738 nt
Organism: Thecamonas trahens ATCC 50062
Lineage: Eukaryota; Apusomonadida; Apusomonadidae
Exons: 3
Coding region: 1-3738 (1245 amino acids)
Biological process (GO): endocytic recycling
Cellular component (GO): endosome
Source: RefSeq, a predicted model, not a curated record
AUGUCGCGACGCGGACAGCGGAGUGCACCGUCGUCGUCGACAAGGGCUACGGGCGAGGGCGAGAGCCUGGCUUAUGCUUCGAUGGAGUUCCUUCUCAACGAGAUUGUGCGCGAGUGGCAGCGGCCUGACCGCCUGUCAAAGACAAGCAACAACGGCGAGGACGAUGCUUCCGGCAAAGACGGCGGCUCAGGCUCGGGCUCGGGCUCGGGCUCGGGCUCGGGCUCGGGCUCGGGCUCGGGCGGUGACGGCUCUGCUGGCGGCGACGAUGUGGGGGCGAGCGAUGCGGAUGCCGGACACGUAGAGGUGCCGCUACCAGUGAGCGUGACCGCGAGUCUGGCGCCGGUGGGGCAGGGCUCGUCUGGCUCGAGCUCGGCGACGGUGAGCAAGUCUGUGGAGAACAUCGGGUUCCGGACCGGGCAGUGCCUUGCCGAGCGGUGGUCGCUCAAUCGGCGGCGGUUCGGCCAUCUGGAGGAUGUGCUUACGUUUGUGGCUAACGACGUAUGGCCGCGAGUCUAUCUUCGCGCCAUGGACGGAGUCAGCCGCCGCGACGGCUCACGGACAGUGACCAUGAAGGACACGCGGUUUGCCGGAAUUGCGCACCUGUCGCUAGCGGCCGCGCCCGGCGACGCGCUCCGGCCGUACCUGGACUAUCCAUGCGGCCUCAUCCGUGGCGUGCUGUUCAAUCUCGGUGUCGACGCCUCGGUCCGCGCCCGCGUCUCGCGCGGCCACGUCACGUCGUUCUCGAUCCGCCUUCGCUCGUCGACCGUCUACGAUCUGGGUAGCCAGAACUCGCAGAUGCAUGGCGCCGGGGCUGCGGUCACUGAGUCAGUGAUCGACCCAGGGGAGGACAUUGCGGUCAAGUCCAAGACCAAUCCGCUGUACGAGGCACCCAAGAAGAAGAGCGAGGCCAAGGGCGGCAAGGCGAGUGGCAAGGGGAGCAAAGGCGGCAAGAAGGGGAAGAGGGGCAAGAAGGGCAGCAAGGGCAGGCUGGUCACCGAGACUGUGGUCGACCCGCUGGCGGCAGAGCUCUCUGUGGCCGCGACGUCGCUGACGGGCGUCGACGACGACCCGCUCAAGGCGCUGCAGGCCAACAAGGACCGCGACGCGGAGUUCUACGCCUCGGAGCUGGGGCUCAAGGGUACAGGCGGCGCUGCGGACAUGGACGACGACGGCUUUGUGCCGUGGGAGCACCGCAAGGCUGGCAUUCUGGCGACGUACACCACGUCCGAGUCGCUCUCGAUCACCACGUCGUUCAUCCAGGCGCAGGCGCGGGUGCCGGCCGACAAGGUCAAGGCCCGGCUGGAGGAGCUCGGCGGCGACGACGAGCUGCAGGAGCUGGCGAAUCUCUCGCAGAAAGAGUAUAUUUCGCACAUCGAGACGCUCAACAACAAGCUCAAGACAGCGUGGAAGAACGAGGAGCGGGUCAAGGCGCUCAAGAUUGCCAUCCAGGCGGCCAAGAUGCUGUCGGACACGUCGCCGACUCGGUUCUACCCGUCCAAGUUUACGCUUGUUACGGAGAUUCUUGACUCGUUCGGCAACUUGGUGUUUGAACGGAUCCUGCGCAAGGCGGUGGCCGACUGUGGGCGCGAGCUCGGCGACGCUUUCCACGCGUCGGACAUUUCGCAGAUGGCCAAGGAGACGUGCCGCAACUGGUUCUACAAGAUUGCGUCGAUCCGCGAGCUUCUGCCGCGGCUGUAUGUGGAGAUGGCCAUCAUGCGGUGCUACCAGUUCCUGACGGACAACGCGUACCCGGACGCGCUGCGGCGGCUGUCCCGGAUGUUGCGCGGGUUGGGCGACCCGCUGGUGGCCAUCUACGCGCGGACGUAUCUGACCCGGCGUGGGUACAUGGUGGCGCCGGGGCUGAAGGACUACGUCAUCUCGGGCUUUUCCGACUUUCUCUUCACCUGCUCGCAGAUUUCGUCCAAGAACUUUGAGCACGACUUGCUUGCGCGCGACAUGACGCUCGCCUCGUACUACGACCUCUUCUCGCCUGCAGUCGACUGGCUGCUCUCGUGCAUCACGCAGGGGUCAGGCUCCAACGUCUCGGAGUUUAUCGUCGGGCUCUACGAGGAGCAUGUGCCGGUGGCCAUGGUCUUCAACCACGUGCUCGGCUGCCUUUCGCCGCAGUACAUUUCGGAGCACGCGCUCAAGUUUGUGAACAUGGUGGGCGACGCGGACGAGACGUUUCCCAAGCACAAGCUGUACCGGGCGCUCGGCGUCAACCUUGUUCUCUGCCCGCCGCUGCAGCAGCAUCAGAUGGAGGUGCUCAACGAGGUGUGGUCGGUGGUGACGGCCAUCGAGGAUCCCGCAGCGUACAUGGAGGUUGCCGAGGUCUUUAUCGAGUAUCCGGUCAAGCACUGUUCGCUGGCAGACGUGGACCGGAUGCUUGGCGACAUUCUUGCGCACGUGGCCAACGACGAGCGGUCGUACGAGGCGCUUUUCCCGCAGCUCGCCUCGGUGGUGUCCAAGAUUCUGGCGCACAUCCGCGACUUUACGGCGCUCUUUGGCCUCGCCAACUUUAUGCCGCUCAUCGACUUGUUUGACGGCGAGGCGGCUGUCGAGGUGGCGCGCAACGUACUCUCCACCUUUGCCAAGUACCAGCACCCGACGUUCGACCCGGUCAUUGUCAACGGCAUGUUCUACAUCGGGCGUGUGGUGCACGACUCGGUCGACGCGCUCACCUUUGACGACGAGGUUCGACAGAUCUCGGCCCUCCUUGUCUCGUUUGUCCGCAAGAUCUCGUUUGGCCGCAAGUUUGAGGCGCACCUCAACUUUUUCGUCGAGUGCCGCCAGGCCUUUGCCAACCUCGACCGGGUCAUCCAGGCCCUCGUCCUCGGCGCGUCGGACCUGGCGAUGAAGACCAAGGCGCUAGUUGGCGGAAAGCACAACCGCAAGACCGCCGGCUUUGCCCGGGCAUGCCUCGCGUACUGCUUUAUCACCGUGCCCUCGAUCGAAGACGUCUUUGCCCGGCUCACGCUCUACCUGCACUGCGGACGCAUCGCCCUGCUCAACGGGGCGCUCCCGCAGGCCGACGCCUUUUUCCGCACCGCCAUCUCGGUCAUUCCCGAGGUCCCGCACUUUUCGGAACGCUCGGCCAACGUGUCGUCGACCGGCCCGUGGCUGGUGGCGUACAUCAAGAACUUUGCGGCGACGCUGGUGGCGGUGCCUGGCCACCCGCAAAAGGGCCCGUUCUACCUGGCCAAGGCCCUACUCUCGGUCAUCUCGUCGUACGUGUGGGAGAAGAACUCCGACUACCAGCUCGAGGCCUUUGUCCACGUCCUCGCCCUCUUUGUGGCCCACGCCCAGGAGGCACUUCCGUACGCCUACGCCGGCAUCGAGCAGAACUCGCGGCUGUAUGGCGGCGACCCUGCGUACGGCCGCGAGAUCCAGGCCGUCAUCGAUUCGAUCUUUGAGAUUGUGCUCAAGUACAUGGCCGACUUUGGCGACUCGCCCGACGCCAGCACACGCCGCCGCCAGGGCGCCGUCGCACUCGAGGUUGUCAACGUCCUUAUCGCCCAGUUUGAGCCGACGCCCAAGCUCUGCGUCCUCCUCUCCUCGCUCUUCCAGGUCGCAGCCAAGAACGUCUCGCCGUCCAACACCAAGUGCCUCGCCCACACCUACGCCCACAUCGGCAACAUGGUUGCCGAGGCCGAGGGCGAGUUUGAGGACGAGGCCCGUGAGAAGGCCAUGGCCUUUAUGUGGCAGACGUGCAAGUCAGUCAUGCCUGCCACCACCUAG